Molecule: messenger RNA, 2144 nt
Organism: Anopheles funestus (African malaria mosquito)
Lineage: Eukaryota; Metazoa; Arthropoda; Insecta; Diptera; Culicidae
Gene: barc
Product: HIV Tat-specific factor 1
Exons: 5
Coding region: 137-2053 (638 amino acids)
Biological process (GO): mRNA splicing, via spliceosome
Cellular component (GO): U2 snRNP; U2-type spliceosomal complex
Molecular function (GO): RNA binding
Source: RefSeq, a predicted model, not a curated record
GCACACCUUCGACGCUCGAUCCUCUGCCUGGAUAAUCUGAUCGUUUUUGGAAUACUUCACAUCUGCCAAGGGAAUAGAACGUAACGUAUCAUCCUGUUAGGUGCUUCAAAAUACACGCUUCAGUCCAAUAUCAACCAUGUCCAGUGGUGAAAGUGACUCCAGCGAAUCACCGAACGUUAGUGCUACUCCGACGAUGAGUUCCCGCGAGACAGCGGCCAACGUAAUGUUGACCGAUUCCGAGAAUACAAACAACGAGAACCGUGUAAUAGAGAUGGAAUCAAACCCCGGUGCAGAAGAUACCGACGCUGCACCUUCGGGAAAAGUGGAACAAGCUGAUGAGCCAACCACAGAACCAACUUCGAGUGCUUCUGAUGAGAAAGAGAUUGAUGAGCCUGGGAAGGAGAAACAACCCGACGAGACGGGUGCUUCCAAAACGGGGAAAGAUCAGCACGCGGAGCAUGUAACAUACAACGAGACGGGCGAAGCUAUUUACACCGAUCCGGCCACCAAGUUUCAGUACCGAUGGUGUAAGGAAAAAAGCGAAUGGGUACCACUGGACGGAACGGUACCGUCGGGAACGGCAGGUGAAACACCGUCAGACAAUCCAUAUGAAAACGAACACUAUCGGUGGUGUCACGAGAAGAAAGAAUGGAUCCCGAAGCAGGAAACUCCAACCGAGACGGAGUUUUAUCGGUGGGAUGAGAAAGCGCAAAAAUGGGUUCCAAAACAGCAGCAGCAACCAACAUCCGAAGAGGAUCGGGAGUACGGUUACGAGGACGGUGUGCACACGUACAAGGAUAAGGACGGUGCGGUGUACUUUUGGGACGACGAACGGAAAGCCUGGUUCCCUAAGGUGGAUGAUGACUUUAUGGCCAUGUAUCAGCUAAACUACGGGUUCAUCGACAACACCUCGAGUGGAAGUGUUCCCGCUGUCGCAGGUAGAGUCACCACCGGUGAAGGAUCUACGGCUGCGAGACAAUUCCCUGGACGGAACAUUGAUGAGGAUGACGUUGAUGAACAGGAUGAGGCACAACGGGCCCUUCCGAAGGGCAAGAAACGGAAAGCACCACCGGAACCACCGAAAUGGUUUGAUAUGGCACCGGAGCACAAUACGAAAGUGUACGUGUCCAAUCUACCGAUGGACAUUAGUGAGGAAGAGUUCGGUGAAGUGAUGUCCAAGUGUGGUAUGGUGAUGAAGGAUCCCAAGACGCAUAAGCUGAAGUUGAAGCUGUACCGUGAAGCGGAUGGAACGCUGAAAGGUGACGGGCUAUGUCACUAUAUAAAGAUCGAGUCCGUGGAUUUGGCGCUAAAAAUUCUCGACAAUUACGAUGUGCGUGGCCACAAGAUCAAAGUGCAGCGGGCCGAAUUUCAAAUGCGCGGUGAAUACAAUCCAACCCUCAAGCCAAAAAUGCGCAAAAAAGAGAAGGAACGGUUGAAGAAGAUGCAGGAAUCGCUGUUUGACUGGCGCCCGGAAAAGAUGCGUGGCGAACGGUCGAAACACGAGCGUAUCGUCAUCAUCAAGAACCUCUUCGAGCCGUCACUGUUCGAUCGGGAGGUGCAUCUGCUGCUCGAGUAUCAGAACGAUCUGCGCGAAGAGUGCGCCAAGUGUGGUACGGUCCGUCGGGUGCUGCUGUACGACCGGCACCCGGAAGGGGUGGCCCAGAUAACGAUGGGCGACCCGGAAGAGGCCGACCUGGUGGUGCAGAUGAUGAAUGGACGGUACUUCGGUCAGCGUCAGCUAACGGCAGCAAUCUGGGACGGUCGAACGAAGUAUCGAAUUGCUGAAACUGAUGCCGAUAUUGACAAACGGCGUGGCAAUUGGGAGGAGUUCCUUGAAACGGAUGAUGGUGGUGAGAAGGGAAAGGUGGCUGAACAGGAAAAGGAUGAUGAUGCUCCACCGAGUACGACAAAAGCAUCGCCGGAAAUGAAACUGGACGACCAAGAGGAACAACUUCCGGCGGUAGAAAGCGAAACCAUUGUGGAGAAGACCGAGAUGAAAGAGGACGAAGGUGAAGGGAAGGAAAUGGAAGUGAAGGAUCCCGAGCCCGUUUAGAUGUGAUGAUGGCGUUUGUAAUUGAUUUAUUUUGGGGACAUCUAAAAUAUCGACCCGGCUCAUGAGAAUAAAAGCCGAAAUGGUUACCGAA